CCAGGAACACGCUCUUCCGCCCUCAUAGUCCAGCCCCCUAUGUCCAGACAACCUAUCCGUUGACCACUGUCUUCAUUCCACCCGCCCGGUUCGAAUAAACAGGCGUCGUUGGAUCUCUCGCACAGUCUUCUGGCCUUUCCAACUCUUCUCGAAUAGUCUCAUCCAAUCCAAUCAUGUUCGAGGACUUCUCCUUCUCGUCGCCGUCGUCCACCAGGCCGUCGCGGCUGGCGCUCGAAGGCGAUGACCGCCUUAUGGUGGACAGUGACAGUGCGCUCAUCUCCCCAAUGUCCUCGCGUUGUCCGUCUCCGCGUUCACAGCGAUUUCCUCGGUCCGCACCUCGCUCACGCUCAUCUUAUCUCCGCUCCGCUCAGCCGCCCACCUCCGUGCCCCUCUCCGCCUACGACCACAAGCGGCUCUCCAUCAGCACGCUGACGAGGAAACUUCACGAGCACACUCUUCAGAACCAAAAUGGAAUCCAACCCGAUGAGGGACGCUUUGAUCGGCCCGCGUCCCCGACCCCAUCCGACCUGGGCAUCUCGAGCAAGUUCCCCGGUUAUGUCCUGACACCCCCAGACACCGACCAUGACGAUGAGUCCCUGACCUCGGGGUCACUGUCUCCCCAGUCAUACUCGCCGUUCCUGAGCCCGACGUCCGCCCCGGCCGACUUUCCGGCCGACAAUAUGGAUCUGAGCGCUGCCCCGGGACUCGGCGGUCCAGACGCCUGGAGUGUCCGCGCUCAGCGGCAACAAAUCUCCCGACUGCAGUGCAACCAGACUGACGUCGAGUCCAUCCGCCGUGCUUUUGUCUCUGACGAUGAGGUUAUGCGAUCAGCCAUGUGCAGGGACUCCAUCUGUGAAGACGACUGCCACCCCAGCUCCCUGCCACCGCAGUCCUCGCCACGACGACGCGCCCUGACUCUUUCCCGCAAUCGAUUUCGUAACCAGUCCUCGGAUACGUCUGCGUUGGAGCCCCGGACACGGCGCAAGAGCAGUGUCAGUGCCCUCUCGUCACAUCGCAUCGAGAAGAGCUAUCACUGCUCGACACGAGAUAUGCACAAGAAGGGUGAGCAGGGCUUGAGACGUAAGAGCCUUGUGAGUGCGGCGCUGGCCUCCAUGGUGGAACAGGCGCCAGAGGAGUAAACCGCCUCUAUCUUCUUGAAACCUUUUUUUUCUUCUUUUCGCACACUAUUUAUCUUCUUUUACAUUCUUCUUUCUAAAUUAUCCACGUUCUACCUACCAUCUUCUCUCUUCUCAACUAUAUAUUUCUCGUUUUGUCUCGCUUGGUAUUUUGUUUAGGUUUGGUUCGUUCACCUAUUAUCUUUCAGGGUUCGGCUUUGUGCAUGUUGAA
Messenger RNA from Aspergillus sclerotioniger CBS 115572, 1347 nucleotides. RefSeq lists its product as uncharacterized. The record is from RefSeq and is a predicted model, not a curated record. Bases 174 to 1139 code for a protein of 321 amino acids. NCBI's taxonomy places the organism in Eukaryota, Fungi, Ascomycota, Eurotiomycetes, Eurotiales, Aspergillaceae. The transcript has a single exon.